AUGGAAGGGGAUGAUAAGAAGGCAGAGGCAAAGAUGGUCGGUACUUCCGCUACCGGAUAUAUUGAUGAGAGUAUAUUUCCGCCAUCACCAUUCGAGUCUUCAUUCUUCAAUGAGCUUCACAUCAAUGAAGAACCUUCUCAAACUGAAACUGCUGCUACUUCUUCUCCCAACCUAACAAUAAGGAAGAUAAAAGAGGAGGAACCUUCUUCAGGAACUCCAACCAAGAGGAAAAGAGGACGCCCUCUUGGUCCCGGUUCCGGAUCAAAGAAAGAAGGACUUUCUCCAACAAUUUCUGCAGAAUCUCCAACCAAGAGAACCCCCGACAGCCCUUCUGCUACUGGUGGUGCUAAAUUCACCCCUCAUGUGAUUCACUUUAAUGCUGGCGAGGAUGUGGUAGAGGUUCUGUACAAAAUAUCCGUGGCAAAUCGUGGUAAAACUGUUACCGUACUUUCUGCAAAUGGUUCUAUAUCAGAAAUUGUCUAUCUUACUCCAAAUGGUCUCUGGCAGAGCAAGGGAGAAUUUCACCUAUUGUCUUUAAAAUGGCCCGAUGAUGAUAAUGGUCGUCGCAGUCGUGAAAAGACAGUGUGCACAAUUACAGGCACAAGUGCUGAGGGAAAUCUGUUUGCAAAUACUUCUGUCAAUUCCCUCAUUGCGGCCGGCCAUGUUAAAAUUACGGCAGGCUUAUUCAACACAGACACCGCUGAGAAAACAGGUGCAAGAAUUUCGGCUGCUGCUCUUCAAAUGUUUGAGGCCAAUAUGGAUCCAGCUAAAGAAGGUUCUACAUCUGGAUAUUUGCCAACAACUCCAAUAGUGGGAGAUGGAAGCAUAAUAAGUCCCACAUCAGCAACAACUAGUGCUUCAAAUGAUCAGGACAUGAAGUCUCCAUCUGUUGGGAACACUUGA
Molecule: messenger RNA, 903 nt
Organism: Vicia villosa (hairy vetch)
Lineage: Eukaryota; Viridiplantae; Streptophyta; Magnoliopsida; Fabales; Fabaceae
Product: AT-hook motif nuclear-localized protein 10-like
Exons: 5
Coding region: 1-903 (300 amino acids)
Molecular function (GO): minor groove of adenine-thymine-rich DNA binding
Source: RefSeq, a predicted model, not a curated record